Zingiber officinale is the source of this 471-nucleotide messenger RNA. RefSeq names its product probable pathogenesis-related protein ARB_02861. The record is from RefSeq and is a predicted model, not a curated record. NCBI's taxonomy places the organism in Eukaryota, Viridiplantae, Streptophyta, Magnoliopsida, Zingiberales, Zingiberaceae. The transcript has a single exon. Bases 1 to 471 code for a protein of 156 amino acids.
AUGCGCCUUCUUCUUCUUGGUGUAGGGUUUGGAUACCUUCCGAAGAUUCUGAUUCGCAUGACCAGCCUUUGGCUCAGAGACUUCGCCAUAGGGCCCCCGAUCCUGUGCGGGCCCUUCCACUAUUCCUCCACCUCCUGCAGCAACCACCUCCUCUCCUUCACCUCCUAUUGCAACCACUUCUCCCAUCCCGAGCCAGGCCGACGCUCCUCCUGCUCACCCGAGGCUCCGACCGAGCCUCCACUAGCUCAGCCUUCCACCUCACAACAGCAUCGGAGCGCCAAAGCUGCCCCAUCACAUCACCCUUCAUCAACUGCCUCACCUCCAAAGCCUUCUCAUAUGCCCCCUUCAGCUGCUUCCGGGUCAGCUACGGGACCCUCUGGCUCAGCCGCUGGGCCUUCACAGCCACCGCCACCUGUUCAUCAUCAUUAUCUUACCACUGCCCCUUCUGAGGCCGAAUUAAGAUCACGGUAG